Nylanderia fulva is the source of this 2521-nucleotide messenger RNA. RefSeq names its product type I BMP receptor saxophone (gene sax). Gene Ontology annotation, cellular component: BMP receptor complex; plasma membrane. Gene Ontology annotation, biological process: protein phosphorylation; cellular response to growth factor stimulus; cell surface receptor protein serine/threonine kinase signaling pathway. Gene Ontology annotation, molecular function: metal ion binding; ATP binding; transmembrane receptor protein serine/threonine kinase activity. The record is from RefSeq and is a predicted model, not a curated record. Lineage: Eukaryota; Metazoa; Arthropoda; Insecta; Hymenoptera; Formicidae.
AGAAAAUCCUGGCUGCGUCAGACAUAUAAAUAAAGAAGCACCCGACAUUUGUUGACGCUCGAAUGACGAGUUCGCGCGUUUUUCGCUCCGGAAUAUUCAUCUGAGGGAGAAGAGGCGGCCCGCGAGGAUGUCGUGCGCGAGGAAGGGCUCGGGGGAGAUCUGUUUUGAUACGAUUUCGCUUUGAGUCGAGAAACGAAAUCCAAGUGUGUUUUGAUGCGAGACAGAAAUGGCGGAUAUUAUAUUUAUCACGCAUUUCGUACUCUUGUUGACAUUCAAAUUAUGUUCAGGCGAAGGAGAGAUUGCGUUGCAGGAGCAAGACAUUUCUGUUGACAAUGAAAAGUUAAAUAUACCUGAGCCAUUGGAGCACAGUCUCAGUAGCAACGCAAUUGGUCAUAAACAUUUCAAGUGCCAUAUAUGUGAAGAUUCCGAGUGUUCGUUACCUAGUAUCUGUGAAGAUGCGAUUACUUGUUGGAAGUCCAGGGUGAGAGAAGCUGAUGGUACUGAAUCCGUUAGUCGUGGCUGUUAUAAAUUAGAAGAACAUAAGUUGUUUAUGUGUAAUAAAGACGGCAACCAAGAUGGAGAACGUAAGGAAAGACAUACUAGAGGAUUAGGAGGUGGUGUUCAAUAUUCCGUGGAAUGCUGUCAAGCAGAUUUUUGUAACAUUGGACCAUAUCCUGUGCUACCAGAUUAUUCGACUAAUGCCGAUAGAGGAAACUAUGUAGUGAAGUUAACAUUCGCGAUUCUUGGACCAAUGGUCGGAUUGGUCGUCAUUUCAGCAGCUCUAUUCUGUUUGCUGAUGCAUCGAACGCGAAGGAAAAGGCCGAUCACGUCGUCGCGUCGGAACAAACUUAUUUUAGAUUCCGAAAUUGAGCCUUCCAUGUUACAUUUCUCCUUUUCAUCGCCCGCAUCGUCUGCCACUUAUCAUCCACACGAAGUUAGGGCAACGGCUGCCGGUGACAGUACACUUAAGGAGUAUCUAGACGGCCGAAGUUUGACCAGUGGCUCCGGUUCUGGCUUGCCCCUGCUAGUGCAAAGAACUUUAGCGAAGCAGGUAGCUUUAGUGGAGCGUCUGGGUAACGGAAGCAGCGGAGGAUUCGGCGGUGAGGUGUGGCGAGGGAUCUGGCACGGCGAGAAUGUGGCUGUAAAGAUUUACUUCUCGCGGGACGAGGCCGCGUGGGCGCGGGAGACCGAGGUCUACUCUCAGUUGUUGCCCUCUAGGCACGACAAUAUCCUCGGAUACGUUGGCAGCGACAUGACCAGCAGAGCCAGCUGCACCCAGCUCUGGCUGGUGACGCAGUACCAUCCCCUCGGCUCGCUCUUCGAUCAUCUGAAUCGGUCGCCGCAUCCGCUGACGCCCCAUCAAACGCUCAAUAUUUGUCUGAGCAUCGCCAACGGCCUGCUUUACCUGCACACGGAGAUUCACGGCACCAGGGGAAAGCCGGCUAUGGCCCAUCGUAAUCUCAAGUCGAAGAACAUCCUGGUGAAGACCAACGGCGGUUGCGUGAUCGCCGAUUUCGCGCUAGCGGUCACUCAGGAUCGCCUUACGGCAGAUAUAGUCGAUACGCAACUAUAUCAAGGAACUAGACGCUACAUGAGUCCAGAACUUCUCGAUCAGACAAUGUUCUUCGGGUGUUUAGAGAACUUUAGACGGGCGGAUAUCUAUAGUUUAGGAUUGGUGAUGUGGGAGGUCUGUCGCAGAUGCAUAAGCAACGGCGUGGCCUUGGAGUACGCGAAGCCAUAUUACGAAUGGCUGCCGAGCAACAAUCAGGAGCCUUCUAUAGAAGAAAUGCACAAAUUAGUUUCGCUCGACCAACGUAGGCCGCCGCUUCCUAAUAGAUGGCACUCCAACCCGACACUGGCCGGGAUGGGAAAACUGAUGCGAGAGUGCUGGCAUGGGAAACCGGCUGCCAGACUACCCAUUCUUAGGGUAAAGAAGACGCUCGUGAAAUUAGCAGCUAGCGAUUCUCGUGUUCAUUUACCGCUCGAUUGACCAGCGUUCAUCCUUUUCGAGCUCUUUUUCAUCCAUGUAUUUAUUACUGUUACUGCGACAAGUCGCCACGCGCAUUGCAAGUUCGAUCAUUACCAUUAUUAUCACUAUCAUCAUUAUUAUCAUCAUCAUUAUCAUUAUGAUCAUCAUCAUCAUCAACAAUCGUGCGUUAUCGUAUGCAUUAUAUCAAGAAGAUGAGGAAAUAUCGCAUAUUGACAUAUCGAAAUAACAAAUGUUAAUACGUUUGUUAAUGUUUGGCAUAUGAAUUCUGUUGCCUUACGUUCUAUAUUACUGUUACUAUUCUGGAACAGUGGUAGUAUUAAGUGUAUAGUUUCGUAGUAUCGAUUGAAUCAGAUCGUUAAGUACAGAAUGUUGUUAAUUCAAGAUGGUGCAAAAUUAUCUGUCAAAAAGCAGACAUAUUCGUAGAAAUGUAUGAAUUUUGUUUGUAUCAGAGCGACCGCAUCAGCAGUUUUGUAGGACGCAUUAUACAGGGUGUUAUAAAAGUACCGGAACAGCAGAAUAAUUCGAAAAAUA